Molecule: messenger RNA, 1945 nt
Organism: Tripterygium wilfordii
Lineage: Eukaryota; Viridiplantae; Streptophyta; Magnoliopsida; Celastrales; Celastraceae
Product: protein NUCLEAR FUSION DEFECTIVE 4-like
Exons: 2
Coding region: 135-1700 (521 amino acids)
Biological process (GO): transmembrane transport
Cellular component (GO): membrane
Molecular function (GO): transmembrane transporter activity
Source: RefSeq, a predicted model, not a curated record
AUAUAUUAUUCAUUACUCCAUCUACGGAUCUACCACAGCAAUAUAUUUAUGACAACAAAAUAAAUGUAAGAAUUUUUUUUAUUUAAGGCCAAUACACAUUUUCACAAACUCCGAAGUCCAAACAAGCUGAAAAAAUGGAGCGGAGUCCGGGCCUCCUAUUCAAUAAGUGGAUAACGACCAUAGCCAGUAUUUGGAUCCAGUGCGGCGGCGGCUCAUCGUACACCUUCGGGAUCUACUCCUCCGUUCUCAAAUCCACUCAGGGAUAUGAUCAAUCAACGCUCGACGUCGUCUCCGUCUUCAAGGACAUCGGCGCCAACGUCGGCGUCCUCUCUGGAGUCCUCUACUCCAACAAUCGUUACGGUCCAUGGGUAGUUCACUUGGCGGGGGCGAUUCAAUGCUUUGCGGGUUAUUUCUUGAUGUGGACAUCGGUGGUUGGAUUGAUCAAGCCGCCGCCGCUGCCGUUGAUGUGCGUGUUCAUGCUAUUGGCGGCGCACGCCCAGACGUUCUUCAAUACGGCGAAUGUGGUCACCGGUGUACGUAACUUCACCGAUUAUGGUGGAACGAUUGUUGGCAUCAUGAAGGGCUUUCUUGGUCUGAGUGGAGCAAUACUGAUUCAAGUGUAUGCUACAUUAUGUGAGGGUAAUCCAAGCACCUUCAUUCUGAUACUUGCAUUCUUGCCGACCAUUCUCUCUCUCUCGCUUAUGUGUUUGGUAAGAAUCCAUGAGACAAACACAGUUGAUGACAAGAAGUACUUGAAUGGUUUAUCUACCUUUUCUUUGAUAAUUGCCGGAUAUCUCAUGAUCAUUAUAAUAUUAGACAAUGUCUUCACUUUGCCUCUACUGGUACGAACUGUUACAUUCGUACUACUGCUGCUGUUACUUUCGUUGCCUCUUGUAAUUGCUGUCAAAGCCCAGAAGGACUACGCGAUGAGAUUCCAACAAGAAUUUUCCAUUGAGACGACUCCACUACUGAAUAAAACAGGUCAUCCAACUGCCACUUUUGGCGAUGAAAGAGUACCGUUGAAUGAAGACGAAAUGAAUCUGUGGCAAGCCGUCUGUACAGGAAACUUCUGGUUGUUGUUUGUUUCAAUGCUAUGUGGAAUGGGCUCUGGACUGGCGACGAUAAAUAACAUGAGCCAGAUAGGAGAAUCUCUGCAUUACACAACAACAGAAAUCAAUUCGUUGAUUUCUUUGUGGAGUAUAUGGAAUUUUCUGGGCCGUUUUGGAGCAGGGUAUGUGUCUGAUGUCUUUUUACAUAAAAAAGGCUGUGCAAGACCAUUGUUCAUUGCUAUUACUCUAGCAACCAUGACCGUCGGCCAUAUAGUUAUCGCAUCUGGUUUCUCUAAAAAUUUAUACAUUGGAUCAGUUGUCGUGGGUAUUUGUUAUGGUUCACAGUGGUCGUUGAUGCCUACCAUAACUAGUGAGAUAUUUGGUGUGAGGAAUAUGGGUACUAUUUUUAACACUAUAGCUAUUGCAAGCCCCAUUGGAUCGUAUAUAUUUUCUGUAAGAGUCAUUGGAUAUAUCUAUGACAAAGUAGCGACCGGUGAACAUGACUCUUGCUUUGGUACUCACUGCUUCAUGGUGUCUUUUCUGAUCAUGGCAUCUGUUGCGUUUUUCGGAUGUCUUGUUGCCCUAGCAUUGUUCUUUCGGACGAGGAGAUUCUAUGAGCGGAUUGUCCAGAGAAGGUUGCGGCGUAUGUAGAUUUCGUGUGAGGUGCAUACAGCAGUGUGUAUUUGUGUCUUGGCAGAAAAUUACAGAAUAUAGCAUUUGUGGACAAGAGAACCAAUUUCAUUGUGCAGUGAGCCCUCUUGCUAACACUUUAGCAGGAAAAAAGGAUGGAAACGGAUACUCAAUUUAAAAUAAAUAAGCAGAAUUACAUACUCGAUCUCAUGGAUACAUAUAAAAUUCUGUGGAUUGAUGCUUUAGAUUGAGAUGGAUGAUUCUUA